Messenger RNA from Cercocebus atys (sooty mangabey), 3746 nucleotides. RefSeq names its product tyrosyl-DNA phosphodiesterase 1 (gene TDP1). Bases 73 to 1833 code for a protein of 586 amino acids. Gene Ontology annotation, cellular component: nucleus. Gene Ontology annotation, molecular function: double-stranded DNA binding; 3'-tyrosyl-DNA phosphodiesterase activity; single-stranded DNA binding. The transcript has 16 exons. Gene Ontology annotation, biological process: double-strand break repair; single strand break repair. The record is from RefSeq and is a predicted model, not a curated record. NCBI's taxonomy places the organism in Eukaryota, Metazoa, Chordata, Mammalia, Primates, Cercopithecidae.
CGCGCAUGCGCGGCGGCCGCCGAAGGGGCGGGAUCCGAGGCGAGCGUGGGUUCGGUGCGCCUCAGGAGUAUAAUGUCUCAGGAAGGCGAUUAUGGGAGGUGGACCAUAUCCAGUAGUGAUGAAAGUGAGGAAGAAAAGCCAAAACCAGACAAGCCGUCUACCUCUUCUUUGCAAGGAGCAGCAAAUGAGCCCAGGUAUACCUGUUCCGAGGCCCGGAAAGCCGCACACAAGAGGAAAAUGUCACCUGUGAAAUUCAACGAUACAGAUUCAGUUUUACCUCCCAAAAGGCAGAAAAGCGGUUCCCAGGAGGACCUAGGCUGGUGUCUGUCCAGCAGUGAUGAUGAGCUACAGCCAGAAAUGCUGCAGAAGCAGGCUGAGAAAGUGGUGAUCAAAGAGGAGAAAGACAUCUCGGCUCCCAGUGACGGCACUGCCCAAAGAACUGAAAAUCAUGGCCCUCCCACCUGCCACAGGCUCAAAGGGGAGGAAGAGUACGAGACAUCAGGGGAGGGCCAGGACAUUUGGGACAUGCUGGAUAAAGGGAACCCCUUCCAGUUUUACCUCACUAGAGUCUCCGGAGUUAAGCCGAAGUAUAACUCCGGAGCCCUCCACAUCAAGGAUAUUUUAUCUCCUUUAUUUGGGACGCUUGUUUCUUCAGCUCAGUUUAACUACUGCUUUGACGUGGAUUGGCUCGUAAAACAGUAUCCACCAGAAUUCAGGAAGAAGCCAAUCCUGCUUGUGCAUGGUGAUAAGCGAGAGGCUAAGGCUCACCUCCAUGCCCAGGCCAAGCCUUACGAGAACAUCUCUCUCUGCCAGGCAAAGUUGGAUAUUGCAUUUGGAACACACCACACGAAAAUGAUGCUGCUGCUCUAUGAAGAAGGCCUCCGGGUUGUCAUACACACCUCCAACCUCAUCCAUGCUGAUUGGCACCAGAAAACUCAAGGAAUAUGGUUGAGCCCCUUAUACCCACGAAUUGUUGAUGAAACCCACAAAUCUGGAGAGUCGACAACACAUUUUAAAGCUGAUCUCAUCAGUUACUUGAUGGCUUAUAAUGCCCCUUCUCUCAAGGAGUGGAUAGAUACCAUCCACGAGCACGAUCUCUCCGAAACGAAUGUUUAUCUUAUUGGUUCAACCCCAGGACGCUUUCAAGGAAGUCAAAAAGAUAAUUGGGGACAUUUUAGACUUAGGAAGCUUCUGAAAGACCAUGCCUCAUCCAUACCUAAUGCAGAGUCCUGGCCUGUCGUGGGUCAGUUUUCAAGCAUUGGCUCCUUGGGAGCUGAUGAAUCGAAGUGGUUAUGUUCUGAGUUUAAAGAGAGCAUGCUGACACUGGGGAAGGAAAGCAAGACUCCAGGAAAAAGCUCUGUCCCUCUUUACUUGAUCUAUCCUUCUGUGGAAAAUGUGCGGACCAGUUUAGAAGGAUAUCCUGCUGGGGGCUCUCUUCCCUAUAGCAUCCAGACAGCUGAAAAACAGAAUUGGCUGCAUUCCUAUUUUCACAAAUGGUCAGCUGAGACUUCUGGCCGCAGCAAUGCCAUGCCACAUAUUAAGACAUAUAUGAGGCCUUCUCCAGACUUCAGUAAAAUUGCUUGGUUCCUUGUCACAAGCGCGAAUCUGUCCAAGGCCGCCUGGGGAGCACUGGAGAAGAAUGGCACCCAGCUGAUGAUCCGCUCCUACGAGCUUGGGGUCCUUUUCCUCCCUUCAGCAUUUGGUCUAGACAAUUUCAAAGUGAAACAGAAGUUCUUCGCUGGCAGCCAGGAGCCAAUGGCCACCUUUCCUGUGCCAUAUGAUUUGCCUCCAGAACUGUAUGGAAGUAAAGGUUCCCUCAUCCAUCCACCCUGAAUGAAGACAGAUACUCACCUGGUCAUGGCCUGAGAUCCGACCGAAGCCUGAGAGGUGACUCAGCCACAAGACACUCAGAGUUUAUUAGAAUUGUCUAGUCCCAGCUCUGCUUCCUCCAAGCUGUGAGACCUCGAGGCACUGCAGUAACGCCUCUGAGUCUUCCUGUUCUCAUUUGAAGGACAGGAAUAAUACCUGUCCUUCCUGCCUCAUGGGGUUGUUACAAGGAUCAAAUGAAGUGGUGCUCUUGACCAGUGGCAAGAACUUCAGAAAUGUGGGUUGUAAUGAUUUGUAUUUGUUAGCAGUAAAUAAAAGUGCUUGGAACCAACUGGCAGCCUCUGGGGCAAUUAAGUGUAGAAAAUAAAACCCAUGCCUUUUGGAAACUAGCAUUCUUCCACAUAUAUUGCUUCCAGACUACUAAAUGGAAGUUGUUUCUGGAAGAUGGAUAGAUUUAAAAAUUUUGGCCUUGGAGCCCCUUUUUGCAUCCCACAGAAAGGGGCUCCGUUCACAAGGAAGUCUUCACCCCUAGACUGAGCCUCCCAGAAGCACACCCUGAACAACUCGGCAGAGCUAACCAGUGCAUUUCCUGUCCUGCAAGUACCGUUACUGAUACCUGCUGCCUCCCAGAAGGAAGUGGCAGCAUCUGAUUGGUGGGGUUGGGGGAAUUAGGGAAUGCAUGUUAAUGUGAACCCCAAGAGUGAGUUGAUAGCUGGUGAAGGGGGAGAAGGUAGAGGUGAGGGCCUUUAGGUUGGCCGGCUGGGCUGGCCUCGCAGUCAGUAAAGCCCCUCAUACAGAGCCACUCGUCUCCUGCUGGGAACCACUGACCUUUUGGUUCAGAUGCCUGAUGUAAACUCACUGAUAUGGGAGGGGAGGAUCUGAAUGGGUAGGAGGAAGCAGGGAAAGUUACUAGGACAGAUAGAUUCUAAGGCUUAUCUGAAAGGAAGGAAGGAGUUGUGAUAUGCUACCUGGGAGGUCCAAGGGAGAAGGGCCUGGGCAGUGUGCACCACUGGUGAGGGUGUGAAAAAUGGGCUGGUGACUGGCCACCGAAUGGCUUGGGGAGAAGUGGCCGGAGAGAGGGUCACCUGUGUGGUGGGAAGGGUCGGACAAGUGUUUUUACAUGUUAUGAGAAUGUCUACGUUUGACACGAGAAACUCCUAAGUUUGCAAAGAAAGGAUACACAGCCACCUUCCUUUGAUAUCAGAAACAACAUGCUGGGGAUUAAAAAUAAUUACUUGGCCAAGAACCUUACCAUUUACCAGAAUGCAUCCAUGCAGUAAAUAUUUGGAUGUCUAUUACGUGCCUGGCAUGUCCCACUUCACCCACAGGAGGAAGUCCAUUUUAUAAAUGAAGAAACUGAAGCUCAAAGAAGUAUGUGAAUCUGUCUGAGGUUUCAGUCUUCUUAAAGAUGAGAGCAAACUUCUGCUUCUUGUUCUCCUCUAAUACCAUAGCACACUCAAGAAAUGAGCAUCUUUAGUUGUGCUUGGAUUGGCCGAAUCUGCCUUUAGGUAGAGGAGCAGACUUAAUGGCUUUAAUGAGCCACUUAACUACUUUCUAGAGACAACCUGGAGAUGCUUUUGAAGAGCCCAGUCUGAGACCUGGUUCCAUUUUUCCAUUCCUUCUGUGUCCCUGCCCCCAACCCCCACCCCCAGAACACAUUUGGCAGUGAAGGGGCUCCAAUUCCUGUUCUUGGGAGUGGCACCCACUUGUGCUCAAAGUAGACUUAAGUGGCUUGAAAGUAAGUGCAAGGGUCGGGAGAAGGACUUGACUGCAUGAGGGAACUUUUAGAGGUUAUAGAAAUGUUUCUACCGUAAUUGUGGCAUUGGUAACAUUUAAUAAAACUUGAAUUAUAUACUAAAUUGGUAAUUUUUGUUGGCUGUAAAUUAUAGUUCAAUAAAGCUGAUUUUUAAAACACUCAA